Messenger RNA from Orycteropus afer afer, 1484 nucleotides. RefSeq names its product ALX homeobox 3 (gene ALX3). The record is from RefSeq and is a predicted model, not a curated record. Gene Ontology annotation, molecular function: RNA polymerase II transcription regulatory region sequence-specific DNA binding; DNA-binding transcription factor activity, RNA polymerase II-specific. Lineage: Eukaryota; Metazoa; Chordata; Mammalia; Tubulidentata; Orycteropodidae. Gene Ontology annotation, biological process: regulation of transcription by RNA polymerase II.
CCCUCCCCCUCGGCGGGCGCACACAGGCCGCCCGGGCAACGCAAGCGCUGGAGCCCCCGCCGGCCUGUGCGCCCCUAGCCGGCAUGGACCCCGAGCGCUGCGCGCCUUUCGGCGUGGGGCCGGGGCCCGGCUCCUACGCGGCCGCAGGGGAUGAUCCUCCAGGCCCCCAGGGGACCCCGGCCGCUGCACCUCACCUGCACCCCGCGCAGUCCCGCGCCCCGCGGCUGAGCCGCUUUCCGGCCUGCGGGCCCCUGGAGCCCUAUCUUCCAGAGCCCGCCAAACCACCAGCCAAGUACCUGCAGGACCUCGGGCCCAGCCUGGCGCUCAACGGCGGCCACUUCUACGAGGGCUCCGCGGAAGCUGAGGAGAAGGCCGCCAAAGCUGCCAGCUUUCCCCAGCUGCCCUUGGACUGCCGAGGAGGCCCCAGGGACGGGCCCUCUAACUUGCAAGGCUCUCCAGGCCCCUGCCUGGCCAGCCUGCGUGUCCCCCUGUCCCCUGGACUCCCUGAGUCCAUGGAGUUGGCCAAGAACAAGAGCAAGAAGCGCCGUAACCGCACAACCUUCAGCACAUUCCAGCUGGAAGAGCUGGAGAAGGUCUUCCAGAAAACCCACUACCCUGACGUGUAUGCCCGGGAGCAGCUGGCUCUGCGCACGGACCUGACGGAGGCCCGAGUACAGGUCUGGUUCCAGAAUCGAAGAGCCAAAUGGCGUAAACGCGAGCGUUAUGGGAAGAUACAGGAGGGGCGAAACCCCUUCACGACUGCCUAUGACAUCUCUGUGUUGCCCCGCACCAACAGCCACUCCCAGCUGCAGAACUCCCUGUGGCCUAGCCCAGGGGCAGGGAGCCCUGGGGGCCCCUGCCUGGUUUCUCCAGAGGGCAUCCCCUCCCCGUGCAUGUCCCCGUACUCCCACUCCCAUGGGAGCAUGGCUGGUUUCAUGGGGGUGCCAUCCUCCCCUGGAGCCCACCCUGGCAUCUACUCCAUCCACGGCUUUUCCCCCACCCUGGGGGGCCACAGCUUUGAGCCCUCUCCGGACAGCAACUACAAGUCUCCAGGCCUCGUCUCACUCAGGGUGAAGCCCAAGGACCCACCCAGCUUGCUGAACUGGACAACGUGAUGGGCCGUGUGACACACAGACUGAGCCGCUCAGCCCCUUUUUUGUUCCCAGCUGCUCCCACCCCACCCUUGCCUGGACCCCAGAGAGGAUACACCUCUGCCUCCAGCCCCACUUGGUUUCUGGAGGCCUGGGCAGAGCAGCUGGGACCCUCAGCUACAGGGUUGUUUCUCCGAGAAUAAUGUGGGACUGCCCAGAACAGUGUGGGCUUCAAAGCAGGUGCCCAGGCCUCUUCCUAUGACAUACUGGAUUCCCUCACCCAAACUGGCCUAGAGGGAAGAAGACACUGCCCUGCUUCCUCCAGACUUUGUCCAAGUCUGUAUCCCUCCAGCUGAAAUGGCUUAAUUGGAUCCUCAUUCAGGGAACCCAGGA